AAAAAGGUGGGUUUUUGGAAAAGGUCGAGGGGUGAUUUGGUCAAUUGGAUUCCAUCUUCAUCUGGAGAAAAUCAAAAGUGAAAAAGUCUGAGCUUUGAGGUUGAAAUGAAAUUUUGCUGGGAAAGUUUAGAAAAGAUCAAAUCUUUACAAAGAAAAAGGAAAAAAAAAAUAGAGGAGAAGUGGGAUUUAUUACAACAAUUAUUUACUUAAAGAAAAAACAAAACAUCAACAACAACCGAAGGUUGAUUGAUGAUGAUGAUGUUCUUUCCUAAAUCCAUUAUAUUUCUGUAGAUUCUAACUCUCUCUCUCUCUCUCUCUCUCUGUGUCCUUUGAGAAAGAAUGGAGUAGCUCAACUAUCUCUUUUGGUCGCUUUUGGUGGAAAAUGCUGGUUGGGUUCUUAAGAUCAAACCCAGAUCUUGUUACCUUUUGAUCUGGUAGAAUGCUUUUGUUAAUCUUUGGAAGCUGAAGAAAAUUAGAGCCAAGGAGACAAAAGGCACAUGGGGUUUUUUUUUUUGAUACAAGUCAAAAAAUGAUGCAUGCUUUGCCACUCAAAAGGAGAAAAGAAGAUGAAGUAUAUUAAGAUUUUUUUCAACAUAUGAAGUGGGUUGGAUGUUGCUGUUCAAGUAAACAAGGAAUUUUCUCUGUUGGAAUGAGUAAUAACUCAUCUUAUUGAGGAUGGAGUUGCACAUUUAUUUGUGUGUUAGCCUUAUCGGUGGCUUUCGAUUUAUGAGUUGACAGUCUUGUGCAACUAAGUUUUCCUUGCUGGGCUGAUAUCUCUUUUCUACAUCCUUGAUGGUGCAUUUGCUUUGAAGGGCUUUCUUUUAAUAUCCGGUUGUUAAGUGCAUAAAAAGAGAUUCUCCAUCUAAGUUACAAUGAUCAAACAAAUACUUAAUAGGCUCCCACGGAAACCAUCUAAGUCCAGUGACAAUCGUGAUGGAGGAGGAGGAACCUCUACCUCUUCAUCAAAUGCUUCUACCAGUUCAAGAAACAGCGAUCUAGCAAGUACCCGAUAUGCAAACGCAAGUGGUGCAGCCUUUUCUGGAUUUAAUUCUACUCCAAAUAUAGGGCUGAAUCCAGGCAAUAAGAUUUCUCAAGUGGUGAAUGCAAAGCUGAAUGGGAAUAUGUUUGCUUCUUUUGAGGCAUUGCCCAGUUUUAGAGAUGUUCCAAAUUCUGAGAAGCAGAACUUGUUCAUCAGAAAACUGAACUUGUGUUGCAUUGUGUUUGACUUCACUGACCCAACCAAAAACUUCAAAGAGAAGGAUAUCAAGCGGCAAACUUUACUAGAGCUCGUGGAUUAUGUUUCAUCUGCCAGUGGGAAAUUUUCGGAGAUUGUGAUGCAAGAAAUUGUAAAGAUGGUGUCUGUCAAUUUGUUUAGAGCACUUACUUCUCCGCCCCGUGAGAACAAAGUUUUGGAAGCAUUUGAUUUGGAAGAGGAGGAGCCCUCAAUGGACCCUGCAUGGCCUCAUUUGCAAGUUGUUUAUGAAUUUCUCUUGAGGUUUGUGGCAUCACCUGAGACAGAUGCAAAAUUGGCCAAGCGGUAUAUUGAUCACUCUUUUGUUCUAAGGCUGUUAGAUCUUUUUGAUUCAGAGGACCCCAGAGAAAGGGAGUAUCUGAAAACUGUUCUGCAUCGCAUCUAUGGAAAAUUUAUGGUCCAUCGUCCAUUCAUCAGGAAAGCAAUCAACAACAUCUUUUACCGCUUUAUUUUUGAAACUGAAAAACACAACGGAAUUGCAGAGCUAUUAGAAAUUUUGGGAAGUAUAAUCAAUGGGUUUGCUUUGCCACUGAAGGAAGAACAUAAGCUCUUUCUUGUUCGUGCAUUGAUACCGCUUCACAAACCAAAGUGCAUACCUAUGUACCACCAGCAGCUAUCUUACUGCAUCACUCAAUUUGUGGAGAAGGACUGCAAGCUUGCUGAUACUGUUAUACGAGGCUUGCUAAAGUAUUGGCCAAUUACAAAUAGCUCAAAAGAAGUCAUGUUCUUGGGUGAACUGGAGGAAGUUUUAGAAGCCACACAACCUCCUGAGUUUCAACGCUGCAUGGUACCCUUAUUCCGUCAGAUAGGCCGUUGCUUGAGUAGUUCGCAUUUUCAGGUGGCAGAGAGGGCUUUGUUCUUAUGGAACAAUGAUCACAUUGAGAAUCUAAUAAAACAGAAUCGGAAAGUUAUACUUCCAAUUAUCUUCGCUUCCUUGGAAAAGAAUGCAAGAAACCACUGGAACCAGGCAGUUCAGAGCUUGACUCUAAAUGUCCGCAAGAUUUUCUCCGACUCUGACCCUGAGCUUUUUGAGGAGUGCUUGCAAAAGUUUCAGGAAGACGAAGCACGGGAAAAUGAGGUUAAAUCAAAACGUGAAGCCACAUGGAAACGAUUAGAAGAGAUUGCUGCAAUGAAAGCUGCAAGCAAUGAACCUGUGCUUGUCUCCCCAAAAAUAACUACUCGGAAGCCAUCAGGCUAGGACAAGAGAUUGCCAUUGUAGUUGCUGAUGGUUUUCAUUUCAAGGUCUGUAUGCAAACCGUAUAGGUUGGUGGACAUGGUGAUUUUGGGAAGCAAGAUGAUGAAGCUGAGUUUUUAUUAUUUGUAUCAACUGUUCACCGUCUGAACAUUUGGUUUGCUAGAUUUUGAUGUCACACAGGUUCAUCAAGAUUGCUGCUUAUGUGGGGUAAAUCUGAGCUCCUUUUGCUCAUAUAUGCUUGUAUAUAAUGGAUUGGGGACAAAAAAACAAAAAAACAAAUGAGUUUGGCUUGUAAAGUAGACAUCUUUUUCCAUUCAUAAUCUUUUAAGGGUGGCAAGAAAGCAUGAAUUCCAAUUCUA
Molecule: messenger RNA, 2806 nt
Organism: Theobroma cacao (cacao)
Lineage: Eukaryota; Viridiplantae; Streptophyta; Magnoliopsida; Malvales; Malvaceae
Product: serine/threonine protein phosphatase 2A 57 kDa regulatory subunit B' theta isoform-like
Biological process (GO): signal transduction
Cellular component (GO): protein phosphatase type 2A complex
Molecular function (GO): protein phosphatase regulator activity
Source: RefSeq, a predicted model, not a curated record